Molecule: messenger RNA, 1331 nt
Organism: Elaeis guineensis (African oil palm)
Lineage: Eukaryota; Viridiplantae; Streptophyta; Magnoliopsida; Arecales; Arecaceae
Product: transcription factor MYB1
Source: RefSeq, a predicted model, not a curated record
UUCUCUGCUACUACCUAACUUGCAGAGACUUAUAUAAAGGUGCUAUUACUUUCUACUAGCUUUCGUCAAGCAAGUCCCCCUUCCUUCAAGAGGGUCUUCUUCGCAAGAGCUUCACUCUAGCGAUAUCUACCGUAUAUAGAAAUAAGAUAUAGGAUGUAGAUUGGAAGAGAAAUGGGUAGAAGACCUUGUUGCUCCAAGGUGGGACUCAAUCGAGGAUCAUGGUCUGCUCAGGAGGAUAAGAUCCUCGCCGAUUACAUUAAAGCCCAUGGCGAAGGCAAAUGGAGAGACCUCCCAAAGAGAGCAGGGUUGAAACGUUGCGGUAAGAGUUGCCGGCUCCGAUGGCUGAACUACUUGAGGCCUGACAUCAAGAGGGGUAACAUUUCCCCUGAUGAAGAGGAUCUCAUCAUCAGACUUCACAAACUCCUUGGCAACCGAUGGUCACUCAUAGCAGGAAGAUUGCCAGGGAGAACAGACAAUGAGAUAAAGAAUUAUUGGAACACGAAGCUCGGCAAGGAGGUAAAGGCCAUCCCGGAACAAUUAAAUGGAGAGAAAGAUCAUGAUAAACUAAAAGGGAGGAAAUCGAGGGCAGGUCUAAAGACAGAGGCACCUAAGGAACUAGGUGAGCAGGCAUAUCCUGUUAUUCGAACCAAGGCAGUGAGGUGCACCAAGGUAUACAUUCCACAACACCAAGAUGAUAGGAUGGCCGGCCAAAACUUGGAGCCUUGUUCCAAUGAGCAAGCUCCGACAUCAAUCCUUGAAGACGUUGACCCUGCAAACUUUUUUGUGGACUUUGACAUGCAAGAUCUCUUGUUGGAAGUUCAAGCUGACGAUGUCUCGCGAGUUUGCAUGAACGAACCCCCACAAGAUAGCAAUGGAGUUCAUGGCCAAGAAGGAAGCAACAAGAUGCUAUCACCCUGCUCUGACCUUUCACGUCAUUUUCAUGGAGCCAUGCUAGAGGAAUGGAGGGAUGGUGAUGGUCUCCAACCCAGUCUAGCCUCAGAGCUUAAUGCCUUGGCUUCUUUAUUAGACCUUGAAGAGUAAUGGCAAUAAAAGCAAUGAAAGAUAUUGCUAGAGAAGGCUCCUCCUCCUUUUUCUUCUUUCCUUUUUUUAAUCUUUUUCCUCGAGGGUGUCUUCCAUGACCACUAGCUAGACUGUAUCAUUCCAUUUUGUUCGAUGAAAUGGAGGUGAUCUGUCACCAUUUCCUUAAGCCAAAACAAAUAAAUAAAUAAAGAGGUGUUCCCGUCUAUGUUACUAGAGAAGCAAAGAAAGAUGCCUAUUUUAAUGUAGUAAUAAAUAUUUUCAUGUCAAUAAAAAUCUUUGGAUGUCCCUAU